Helianthus annuus (common sunflower) is the source of this 1953-nucleotide messenger RNA. RefSeq lists its product as uncharacterized. The record is from RefSeq and is a predicted model, not a curated record. The transcript is spliced from 6 exons. Bases 395 to 1552 code for a protein of 385 amino acids. Lineage: Eukaryota; Viridiplantae; Streptophyta; Magnoliopsida; Asterales; Asteraceae.
AGAGUUAUUAUUAUUCCAUCUUCCAUCCAUUUUCUUCACAGACAGACACUGGUUUUCAUCUCUUCAUUCCCCAUCCUUUUCAUUCCCCCAAACCUCCAUCCAUUCCAUUCCCAAAUCAUAUUCAAUCCAUUCUCUACCAUCAAUACCAACACACAUAAUCUAAUCAAAUCAAAUCAAAUCGAUCUAUUUCCCCCAAUUUCUUAGGGUUUUUCGCACCAAUCCAUACAUCCUCAUUUCUACGAUAAACAUCAUCCGAUUAACCGUUUUUGCUUCCUGUUAGGGUUCGGAAUCAAUCUCGGCAUUCCAAUUCGUCGAAAUCUCCGCGUUUCUGAUUCGGUUUGUGGUUUUUCACGCUUGAUUUGAAGAAAAGUUGCUAAUUAGGGUUUUACGGAAGAUGUUAGGCGCUGGAUUGCAGUUUGGACGGAGUCGUGGCGGAGAAGACAGGUUUUAUAAUCCGGCUAAAGCGAGAAUAAACCGUCAGAAUCAGGAGAAUCUCCGGCGAGCACAAAGUGACGUCACACCGAAUCACAAUACGACGUCGUCUGCUCCUGUUGAGGCUGAGAGUCGAGUUGUUGAGAACCGAGUCGUGAAACCGGUUAAACCGGUUCCGGUUGAACCGCCGGUGACGUCUCCGGUUUGUAAUCUGGAACGGUUUUUGGAAUCGGUUACACCUUCUGUCCCUGCUCAGUAUCCCUCAAAGAGAGCUAUGGGAGGGUGGAGAAAUUGUGACGAAUAUCAACCGUACUUUGUGCUUGGUGAUUUGUGGGAGUCGUUUAAAGAGUGGAGUGCUUAUGGUGCUGGAGUUCCGCUGAUAUUGAAUGAUAGCGAUAGUGUGGUGCAGUAUUAUGUGCCGUAUUUGUCUGGAAUUCAAUUAUACAUGGACCCUUUGAAAUCGUCAGCAAAAUCAAGGCAUCAUACCGAGGACAGUGAUGUUGACUCGUUCAGGGACUCAAGCAGUGAUGUAAGCAGUGAUUAUGACCUUCCAAAGAGUGAAAUCACUCAGCGGUUGGAUCAAUUGUCAUUAAAUUACCACCAUGCCCUUCAGGAAGGCUUCUCUAGUGACGAGGGUGAAUCCGCAAGACCUCAAAGUUGUCUUUCGUUUGAGUAUUUGGAGCGCAAUCAACCUUGGGGUCGGGAACCUUUAACUGAUAAGAUACUUGAUCUUGCUCGCUGCUUCCCUGAGUUGAAAAGCGUGAAAAGUUGUGACUUGCUAUCUUCUAGUUGGUUAUCUGUAGCCUGGUACCCGAUUUAUAGGAUUCCAAUGGGCCCCACAUUGAAAGAUCUUGAUGCUUGUUUUUUGACCUUUCAUUCUCUUCAUACACCAAUUACAGGUAAUCAAUGUGAGCAUCCGCCUGUGGUUACGCAUCCUGGGGAGACGGGUGAUUCAAAAAUUUCAUUACCGGUGUUUGGUCUUGCUUCGUACAAGUUAAAAGCACCACUAUGGAUCAACAAUGAAGGCGUGUUGCUAACUGAUCUUUUGCAGGCUGCCGACGGUUGGCUUGCAAAUCUUCAGGUCAAUCACCCAGAUUUUCUUUUCUUUUCUCGUAGAUGAUGACAACACGAUGACGAUGAUGACAAUGGUUAUGUUUAGAAAAUCAAAAAAAAAAAAAAGACUCGAAUGGUGUAAUACAAAAAAGCCGAAAAAAAGAUGGAUAAAAAGAGAAAAAUAUAGAGAUGCAAUAGACGAAAGAGAGGCGAGACAAACCCUGGUUAAGUUAGGGUUUGGCUGCUUUAUUUAUAAAAAAAAGAGAAAAGAAAAGAAACAGAAGUAUGAUUCUAUGUUGGAUGUUUCUUUAACGUUUUGUUUUUUUAACUUAUUAAAAAGGUAUGAAUGUGAGUGUGAUAUAAGCAGCAGGCUGUAUUUUUUCCGUCCUGGUGAUGUGUUUGUAACGUUAUGGAUUAGUAUUAGUAUCAGUAUUAGCAUUAUAAUUUGUAGCAUAAUGUUGGGGUGUG